AUGCCUGAACCCGUCAGAGUCCUUGUGACUGGAGCAGCUGGUCAGAUCGCAUAUUCACUGCUGUACAGUAUCGGAAAUGGAUCUGUCUUUGGUAAAGACCAGCCUAUAAUCCUUGUGCUGUUGGACAUCACUCCCAUGAUGGGGGUCUUGGAUGGCGUCCUCAUGGAACUGCAAGACUGUGCCCUUCCCCUCCUGAAAGAUGUCAUCGCAACGGAUAAAGAAGAGGUUGCCUUCAAAGACCUGGAUGUGGCUAUUCUUGUGGGCUCCAUGCCCAGAAGGGAUGGCAUGGAGAGGAAAGAUUUACUCAAAGCUAAUGUGAAAAUCUUCAAAUCCCAGGGUGCCGCCUUGGACAAAUACGCCAAGAAGUCAGUUAAGGUCAUCGUGGUGGGAAACCCAGCCAAUACCAACUGCCUGACUGCCUCUAAGUCGGCUCCAUCCAUCCCCAAGGAGAACUUCAGCUGCUUGACUCGUUUGGAUCAUAACCGAGCUAAAGCUCAGAUUGCUCUUAAACUUGGUGUGACUUCUGAGGAUGUAAAGAAUGUUAUUAUCUGGGGAAACCAUUCCUCAACUCAGUAUCCAGAUGUCAACCAUGCCAAGGUGAAACUGCAAGGAAAAGAAGUUGGUGUUUAUGAAGCUCUGAAAAAUGACAGCUGGCUCAAGGGAGACUUCAUCACAACUGUGCAGCAGCGGGGCGCCGCCGUCAUCAAGGCUCGAAAACUGUCCAGUGCGAUGUCUGCUGCGAAAGCCAUCUGUGACCACAUCCGGGACAUCUGGUUUGGAACCCCAGAGGGAGAGUUCGUGUCCAUGGGCAUUAUCUCUGACGGCAACUCCUACGGUGUCCCCGACGACCUGCUGUACUCGUUCCCUGUUACAAUCAAGAAUAAGACAUGGAAGAUUGUUGAAGGUCUCCCUAUUAAUGAUUUCUCACGUGAGAAGAUGGAUCUUACUGCAAAGGAACUAUCAGAAGAAAAAGAAACUGCUUUUGAAUUUCUUUCCUCUGCCUGA
This is a messenger RNA of Pipistrellus nathusii (Nathusius's pipistrelle), 1005 nucleotides long. Lineage: Eukaryota; Metazoa; Chordata; Mammalia; Chiroptera; Vespertilionidae. The record is from the annotation of a GenBank genome assembly.